Molecule: messenger RNA, 1619 nt
Organism: Hibiscus syriacus
Lineage: Eukaryota; Viridiplantae; Streptophyta; Magnoliopsida; Malvales; Malvaceae
Product: CBL-interacting serine/threonine-protein kinase 12-like
Exons: 1
Coding region: 16-1443 (475 amino acids)
Biological process (GO): signal transduction; protein phosphorylation
Molecular function (GO): ATP binding; protein kinase activity
Source: RefSeq, a predicted model, not a curated record
CUAGCGAACACGGCAAUGGAUUUCACCUCCGUCGUCGCAAAGAAGGACACCGGCAAUGGCACAGCGCUUCUCUUAGGGCGUUACCAGGUCGGGAAACUCCUCGGCCAUGGUACUUUCGCCAAAGUUUACUACGCGCGCAAUGUCAAAACCGAUGAGAGUGUGGCCAUUAAAGUGUUAGACAAGGAGAAAAUCCUCAAAGGAGGCUUAAUCGCUCACAUUAAGCGCGAAAUUUUCAUCCUCCGCCGUGUACGUCACCCCAACAUCGUGCAACUCUUCGAAGUUAUGGCCACCAAGACAAAGAUCUACUUCGUAAUGGAAUACGUCCACGGUGGUCAGCUCUUCCACAAAGUCGCCAAAGGACGAUUAAAAGAAGACGUCGCCAGGAAAUACUUCCAGCAAUUAAUCUCAGCUGUUGAUUUCUGUCACGCCCGCGGCGUUUACCACCGCGACUUGAAGCCCGAGAAUCUACUCCUCGACGAAAACGGGAAUUUGAAAGUCUCGGAUUUCGGGUUGAGCGCGGUUUCGGAUCAGAUCCGGCAAGACGGUUUGUUCCAUACGUUUUGCGGGACCCCUGCUUACGUAGCGCCGGAAGUUCUGGGGAGGAAAGGAUACGAUGCCGCCAAAGUAGAUAUAUGGUCUUGCGGGGUAAUUUUGUUUGUUUUAAUGGCGGGGUAUUUACCUUUUCACGACCGUAGCAUUAUGGCCAUGUAUAAGAAGAUUUACAAGGGCGACUUCAGGUGUCCCAAAUGGUUUUCACCUGAUUUAAUAUGCCUACUUACAAAAGUUCUCGAUACGAACCCGGAAAGGAGAAUGACAAUCUCAGAAAUCAUGGAGAACCGUUGGUUUAAAAAGGGUUUUAAGCAUGUUAAAUUUUACAUCGAAGACAAUAAAUUUUGCAGUAUUAAGGACGACGACGACGACGAACUGGGAUCAUGCUCCUCGGACCAUUCAACAUACUCGGAGCCAGACGCUGAGCUUGAAACUAGGAAGAAAGUGGCUUCAUUACCGAGGCCAGCUAGUUUAAACGCGUUUGAUAUUAUUUCGUUUUCGCCUGGGUUUAACUUAUCUGCAUUAUUUGAGGAAGGAGAGGAAGGGUCAAGAUUUGUGUCAGGUGCACCCGUUUCGAGAAUUAUAUCAAAACUGGAAGAGAUAGCGAAGCUGGUCAGUUUUACAGUGAGGAAAAAGGAUUAUAGAGUGAACCUGGAGAGCUGUAGAGAAGGAGCGAAAGGGCCAUUAACCAUUGCCGCCGAGAUAUUCGAGUUGACGCCUUCAUUGGUUGUUGUGGAAGUGAAGAAGAAAGGAGGGGACCGAGGGGAGUAUGAGGAGUUUUGCAACAAGGAACUGAAACCAGGGUUAGAGAAUUUGACGCUGGAACAAUCACCGGAACAUGCACCCGCACCUGCUGAUGCCGACAAUUCAUAUGCCAUGUCAGAUACGGAAUAGAAUUGAAAGAGAGAGGGUGACAUGAAGGGAAAAGGGCAAAGCUCUAACAAUUCUUUUUGUUUUCCCUUUCUUUUAUCUUAGGUUCUUGUAUCAUUAAAAAAAAGGGUAUCUUUUGACCAGCUUGAAACGAUGUAUGAUCUAUUCUUGUCGUGACAAGGGAGGAUUAGAUCGCAGAG